This is a messenger RNA of Ostrea edulis (European flat oyster), 1516 nucleotides long. RefSeq names its product carbonic anhydrase-related protein 10-like. The transcript has 11 exons. Gene Ontology annotation, molecular function: zinc ion binding; carbonate dehydratase activity. Lineage: Eukaryota; Metazoa; Mollusca; Bivalvia; Ostreida; Ostreidae. The coding region runs from base 288 to 1217 and encodes 309 amino acids. The record is from RefSeq and is a predicted model, not a curated record.
UAUGUCCAUUUCUAAAUAACGCGAUGAAAGCUAGUCUUGAUUGGAUAAUGAAAAUUGUUAUUGAUCCAAUCGAAUAGCUCUUUAUCAUUGUGCAUUAUAACUAGAAAUGUUGUGACAAUAUUUGGUAAGGGGAUGGCAGCCUGGAGGAUCCAUGCGUAUAAUUUUCCCCAUUAGCAUACGUUCAGUGCCGUCAAACUUUAUUGUACAAAAGAACGCUGAGAUUGGUUAUCAUCUUGGGAAAAAGUUUUAAAGUUAAAACUUGUGAGUUAGUUUCGCAAGUUGCCAUCAUGGAAUUAACAUCUUUCACCAAGACUCUGCUGAUUACAAUAUUUGUUUUCCAUAAAGGUUGUGGCUAUUGGACCGACUGGUGGAUGUACUCCGGUUUUUCAGGUCCAUCUCAUUGGAGUUUGAAUAAAGACUGGAGACUUUGUAGCGAGGGAAAAUUACAGUCUCCCAUAAAUAUCUCGGCGGAGAGUCUCCUCUUCGAUCCGGGGCUUAAACAUAUCGUUGUGAAGGGCAAUAAGGUUUCAGGAAAAUUGACGAAUUUAGGAAAUGACGUCACGUUUUUCAUCCGCGGUACUCAUUCUGUCACCAUAUCAUUGGGACCUUUGCCCUACGUGUACAAGCUGUCUCAGAUAAAGUUUCACUUCGGAAGGAAAGAGGGGAUGGGAACAGAACAUACCAUAGAUGGGAAACGAUUCGAUGCUGAGGUCCAUCUAAUGGCAUAUAAUUCUGAUCUAUUCAACAACUACACUAUUGCUGAACGUGCACCCAGAGGGCUGACUAUCAUCAGUCUGUUUGUAAAGGCAACCAGAGACACAACUCACACAGAGAUUAGCAAAAUAACAAGUGUCCUCCACAACAUUCAAUUUAGAGGUAAUACGACUGUUAUAGAGGAGCUCUCGAUCCAAAACAUUCUUCCAGAAAACCUACAAUAUAUGACCUAUGAUGGAUCAGUAACACAACCUGGUUGCUAUGAGACGGUCACGUGGAUACUUCUCAACAGGCCAGUUUUCAUGGGGAAACAUCAGUUGAACGCACUGCGGACACUGAGAAGGGAUACCCCCGAGAACCCACAGGCAUUCAUGUUUGACAAUAUCCGACCUACCCAGUCCCUACACAGGCGAACAGUCAGGACCAAUAUCGAUACGAACAUUAAGUGUCCUAUCAGAAGAGAAAUAAGAUACAAAGUGAAUAAGAGUGUUAUAAAACAUUGAAACGAUGAGAGCUAACACCUAAUUCUACCUCAAUCACCAAGAUCAUCCAGCUGUACAUUACCAGUUUUCCCAGGUGGCUCCCAUUUUUGUCUUUCUGCCAGUUGCCAAAUAUUGUAUCACUAUAUAUCCACCACCGGUGACCUUGUGUUUUCAUCGAUCCAUCGUUCAAUUCAGAGUCAAUUUGGUGCUAUUUUUAUAAUAUUUUCUAACGUCUUUCGUUUAUCCUUUGUCAGUUUAUAUAUGUAUGUAUAUAGAUAUAUAUGUGUAGUGCCAGAAUAAAAAAGAGAAGUAUUCUACGC